AUGGCCGUCCAUCUUUCCGCGUCGGCAGUAGCGCUGGCACCACCUCCCUCCUCCGCCACUUCCUCCCCCUUCCCGCGCACGCCUGCAUCCGUUCCGCACAAUCCCGCCCCUCAUCCGCGCUUACCCGCGCGUUCCCUGCAUCCGUCCGACAAGAUCGCCGCUCUCCGCCGCUGCCGGUCGUUCUCCUUCCCCGUGCCAGCUUCCGCGCCCCCGUCCCGCGCUGGUAGCCGCUGUUGCGCCGCGCAUGGAUCCGCGGAAGGAGGCCCAGGGGAAGCUGGGGUGGAGAUACAGCGAGCGGAAGGGGGGGUAACACCUAGAGCAGAAGGGGAAGCUGGGACGGGAACACAAGGAGCGGAAGGGGCACCUGGGGUGAGUACUCAAGGAGCGGAAGGGGAGCAACAGGGAGAGGAACGGCGGCCACCAAGCGGAGAAGAAGAUAGACCCGCCGAAGCUGCUGAUCUCUACCUGUCACGUGAUCGGGGUGUGGUGAAGAGGAGCACGUGCGAGGGAGCAGGUGGAGGACAGCAACCGCUGCUCCAGCGCGCACGUCCUCCUUCAACCCGUCCGUUUCCUUCACUGGAGCAGCUCGUAGCAGCGCUGGAGCAGCUGGCGCAGAGGUUCCGUGUGAUGUCAGACGGUGAACUGGUGGGGUUCUUCCAGCAGCUGCUCACUGCUGCGCGCCACACAGGGGUGGAGGGCGGGCAGCAGCAAAACGGGCAGCAGCAGCAGCUGGGCGGGCAGCAGGGACAGCAGGGAGCAGCAGCAGGGUUUCCCCAAGGGAAGCACCAGGAGUCAGCAGAUUCAGAUGGGCUUCCCUCGUCCGGAAACCCUGUCUUUGGUGUUUCAAACAUACCCUCUCCCCCUCCUCCUCCUCCUCCUCCUCCUCCUCCUCCUCCUCCUCCUCCUCCUCCUCCUCCUCCUCCUCCUCCUCCUCCUCCUCCUCCUCCUCCUCCUCCUCCUCCUCCUCCUCUUCUCGAGCCACCCUUACAGGGGGAGGUAGGGGUUGAGAUGAGAGUGGAAGGGAUUGAGAGCACAGAGGAAGGGUUAGGAAUUGGCGGAGUGAGCUCAAGCCAAAUAGGGGAGAGGCCACUAGGGGAUGCUACUGUGCAAGCACGUAUGGAGGGUCAGAAUCGGAUAGGGGAGGACGGGGAUGGGAGGGGAGACGAUGGGAUGUUGAGCGGAAUUGAGAACCAAGGUCUGCAGCUUUUCUCUGCGGUUCAGGGUCAGAUGGAAUGGUUCCAGGGUCAAGUAGAGCGGUUGCAGCAGCAGAUAGAGCGGUUUCAGCAGCAGGACACCCCGCUUGGGAUAAAAGCAGGGAAGGUGGUGGCGGCAGCGGCGGCUGUGGGGUUUACAGCAGCAGCUGGAGUGGUGGCUUUAAGGGUUCCGGAUGGGUGGGAGGAGGAGAUGGGGGAUGGGAGUUGGAAGAGGGAGAAAGAAGUGGUUGAGAAGGGUGGAAGCUGGAUGGUUGGGAGUGGGAGUGCAGGGAAGGGAGAUGAGGUGGAGGGGAGUGAGGGGAGGGAUGGAAGAGAAGAGAAGAAGGAGGAUAAGGACGAGAAGCUGUUGCUGCAGCAGAAGCAAGAGGUAGAGCAAAGGCUGGAGCAGCGAAAGGAGAAGGAGAAGGAUCAGGAGGAGCAGGAUAAGGGACAGGAGCAGGAGCGGAGAGGGGAAGGUGGGAGGGAGAGAGGGGGAGCAGUUAGGGGAGCAGAGGUGGGGGUUAUUGUGGACACAGAGGAGUGUGGUGUUCCUGGGGGGAGGAGGAAGGGCGUGACAGGGGAGUUGGAAGGGAGUGAAGGGGCUGGUGAGGGGUGGAGAGGGGUGCGGAGGAGGAGGUGGGUGGGGUUGUUGGGUGGGGAUGAGGAGGACGAGGAGGGAGGGUGGGAGGAGAGAGGGGUGGCAAGGGGGUAUGAUGAUAACUUAUCUGAGGGAGAGGAGGAGGGUCCGGUUCGACGAGUGGUGGCUGGUGCUGCUGCUGGUGCUGGUAGUGCUGCUGUUGCUGCUGAUGAUAGUGCUAGUGCUGCUGCUGAUGCUGCGAGUGCUGGUAGUGUUGCUGAUGCUACUAGUGGCGCUAAUGGUGGAAUUGGUGCUGCACGUGAUUCUGCUCCUAGUGCUGCUGCUGUGGCUGCUGCUGCUGGUGGUGCUGCUGCUGCUGCUGCUGUCAAUGCAGCAGGUGAUGCUGCAGGCAAAAGUAUAGCAGAGGCUGCAGGCUAUGCAACUGAAGUAACAGGAGCAGGCUCUUCAGCCGCUGAAACCACGUCAGAUAUCAGCUCUUCAGCAGGCUCGAGCACUCCUUUGAUGCUGCCAGCGACAGGUAGUGGUUCUGACAUUGCCCUGGCUCUUCCACCCAGUGGUUCUGAGGCAUCCAGUGCGGUUGCUGGUUCUUGGAGUGAUUUGGUGGUGCCUAAAAACACACACAAGGGGAUGGGCGAGGGAGAGAGGUCUGCGCCUGCACACAUGUACAAGGGGGGGGAUGAGAAGGGAGAAAGUGAGGGAGAAGGGACGGGAGAAGGUGAGGGAGUAGGGAGGGGAGUGGGUGAGGGAGAAGCGAAGGGAGAAGAAGGGAAGAGAGAAGAAAGGAAGGGAGAGGGUGAGGGAGAAGGAUCAAGGGAGGGAGUUCGGUUAGAUGAGGGGAGAGAGUUGAAUGAGGAGGGGAGCGUGGAAGAUACUUUGGAUGGAAGAGAAGAGGAUGCGAAAUCAGGAGAAGGGAGAGAGUCGGGGAGGGAAUACAAUGACACAGUGGAUACUGCAAUCGAGAUACGCCACGACCCAAAGAAGCAGGAGAGAGGGCUCUGGCAGGAAACAGGGCUGUAUCAGGAGAAAGUACAGCAGCAGAAGGCAGGGCUGCAGUAG
Molecule: messenger RNA, 2847 nt
Organism: Closterium sp. NIES-65
Lineage: Eukaryota; Viridiplantae; Streptophyta; Zygnematophyceae; Desmidiales; Closteriaceae
Source: the annotation of a GenBank genome assembly